AUGCAAGCUUAGUUAGAGGUUUAGAAAUUGGAUAAUGAUUUAUAUCUGAUCUUGCUCUAGAUCAAGGGUGACACAUCAUAUGAUAAAGUCGGAUUUUCAAUUACAAGAAAGGAGAAUUCUCUUUAAAAUCUUACAGCAAUUAGCUUCUCCAAUUCUUUGGUUGAAGGAUCUUCAUUCAAAAAGAGUGAUGUCUUUCUUAAGUUUUUGAAACAAAAUGAUUACAUCAAGCUAAAACACUUGGAACUCGAGUUAUAUGAGGAUCUGCAAGACAAUGAUACUGAUUAUGUCAAAGGCUUUUGUGAACUAAUUGCGAGCAAAUAAGAUAGUUUGAGGUCAAUUUAACUAGGAAUAGAUUCUGCUUAUUAAACUUAGUUUAUUCUUCCAUUCUUAGAAAGAUUACCCCUUAUUUCUCCAAAGCUUAAGAAAUUGGGCCUAAGAUUCUUAAGUUUGUAAAAGGAAAAUCCUUUAUAAAAUAUUUAAUCAUUAGGUUUUCUCAAUCUUAUUAGCCUGGAUGUGUCAUACUCUCUAGUUACAUUACCACUCAUCUAUAAAAUUACUCAAAGGCUAAGAAAUUUAAGACAUCUUUUAUUGCUUGAGUCAAUUUAUUCCCAAGAAGAAAUAGAUAGCGAAAUGAAUGAAAAUAAAUAUCUUUAAACUUUCGCUUUAACUUUUGCCUCUUAAAAAGGUUUAGAAAACGACAAGAAAAUAAUAGGAUUAAUGUAAUUCAUCUAAACUUUAACAAACCUUAAUACUUUCCAAAUUGAUUUUAAGGAAAUUUUCUAAGAUGAGCUAGAUGCACUCCAAGGAAAUGUUAGCAACUUAAAAUUAAGCAUGAAAUCUAAUGACAUGUAUUUCUUAGAUAAAAUUUCAAGACUUGAAAAACUAAAAACUCUAGAGUUAAACGUAAAUGCUUAAAAAUACACUUAAGAUAUUGUCGAAAAAAAUAUCGAUAAAUAACAUCAAUUAGAAAUGCUAAAAUUGAGGAUUCAGAGCAGUAGAAGCUCCCAUGAUAUUUAAAAUGGAAUUCAAUAAGUUCUUAUUAUUUUCCAAAAUCUCAAAGCGCUACUAUUAUAUGAAAUAAAUUUGAUGUGUUAAGAAUCAAUUUCUCUCAUUGCAGAAUAUAUAAGCAGGAGUAACAAGCUAGAAUAACUCAGAGUAAGAUAAUGCCCUAUUACUGAGGAGGAUUUUGUCCGCUUAUAGUAGGCGAUUGUAGAUUCAAAAACUAUUAAAGAUUAUGAAUUUAUGCAAGGCAACUAUUCACACAGCAAUCUCUUAAAUUUGAAUGAAUAUGAAGAAUUGCCCUAACUUAUCAGUCCUCAUCUCAAAUAUAUCAGAUUAUCUGUUCUUUACUUUAGUACAACUUAACUUUUACAGAUUUUAGGACAAGUUAAACAAGGAUAUCAAUUGAGACAAAUUUAAAUUGAGAGAAUAAAAUUUUAGACUGAAGAGCAGUAACAAUUUGCGGAAAGUUUAAUUGAAAUUUUAAAGAGUGAUGAUUUGCAAGGACUAAGAGGAGUCAUCAUUAACAUUAGCAUAGUUGGAGCUAUUGAUCAAUUGAAGAAGCACUUUGAAAAUGUCAGGUUCAAUAAUCUAAUUGAAUUUUAAUUGUCAUUGUGA
This is a messenger RNA of Stylonychia lemnae, 1617 nucleotides long. Lineage: Eukaryota; Ciliophora; Spirotrichea; Sporadotrichida; Oxytrichidae. The record is from the annotation of a GenBank genome assembly.